AUGAUAUUCUUUAUUCUCUCUGGCAUUCUGGACGCUCGACACAGUUGGCAAGAUUCAGGCCAACUUGGAAGUAACGACAAACGAACAAUCAUCCAAUCACCAGUUGUGCUACGAGAAGCGCACACCCACAAUGCAAUUCGCGAAGAUUCCGAUCAAAUGGAAGGGAUCGUGUUUUCUAGCAGAUCAUUGUCCCAGUCAGAAGGCGUCAACUUGCAAGUCUUGAGGCAUCCUGUCGCUGCACCCUGCUCUGCGUUUCCAGGCGACACGACCUUCCUUGAUCCACUGAAUGAGCCUCUUCGAUGCAGAAUAGCAUGGCAGAUUUGCGAUGGUGAGAAAACGGUGUAUGCUGCCAUGAAAUGUUAA
This is a messenger RNA of Protopolystoma xenopodis, 363 nucleotides long. The record is from the annotation of a GenBank genome assembly. NCBI's taxonomy places the organism in Eukaryota, Metazoa, Platyhelminthes, Monogenea, Polystomatidea, Polystomatidae.